CACGAAAAAUGAAUGAGUGAACUUGCUCAGCAAAUUGAACUUAAAAUUUCAGCUCUACUAUCACGCAUGUGUAGAACCAAAACAAAACAAACAAUCAAACAUCAAAACUAUUUUUAUAGAGUAGAAAUUAUAAAUAAAAACAGAAAAUGGGCAAGGCCUCAAAGGAUAAACGUGAUAUAUUUUAUCGAUUGGCAAAAGAGCAGGGCUGGAGGGCUAGGAGUGCCUUCAAGCUCCUUCAAGCAGAUGAAACAUUUAAUUUGCUAGAGGGAGUCACACGGGCCGUGGAUUUAUGUGCUGCACCCGGCGGUUGGUCCCAGGUUCUGUCCAAGAAGAUGUAUGAGCCAAAGACGGCCGAGGAGCGGGAGAAAGUAAAGAUCAUUGCAGUUGACAUGCAGGGUAUGGCGCCCAUUGAUGGUGUGAAGCAGAUGCGCGCCGACAUAACCAAAGAGUCUACUGCAAAGGAAAUAAUUGAAUUCUUUGGUGGCCAAAAGGCACAGCUGGUGGUCAGCGAUGGUGCACCCGAUGUAACAGGGAUGCAUGAUUGGGAUGCCUACAUGCAAGCGCAGUUGCUGUUAUCGGCUCUUAGCAUCGCCACCUACAUUCUGGAAGAAGGUGGUACCUUUAUGGGCAAGGUGUAUCGCGCUGCCAACACCAGCGAUGUAUACCGACAGCUGAAACGCUUCUUCAAAGAUGCAUGCGUCUUCAAGCCAUCCGCAUCGCGGAACUCAAGCAUUGAAGCAUUUGUGGUGUGUCGUCAGUUCUGCAUGCCGAAGGAUCAUGUGCCCUGUAAUCUUAUUACUGAAUGGUAUAACAUUCCCGGAGCGGCGCUAAAAAAUAUCACAGGAAAAGAACGUGGUCCAGUGGAGCACCUUCCCUUCGUUGGCCACAAAUGUGAAUAUGAUUCGGAUUUCACCUACGAACUGGGCGACGACUAUGUACCUCUCGAGGCGGUACAAAAACCGCUGACUGCGGCUUAUCAGGAAGUAGUGGAAAAAACACGCAACAUGUCCAUUAAAUACAAAGGUUAUAAGGUGUCUCAUGCCAACGAUCCGCCUCCUCCGCAAGAAACGGAAAUAGAAUUUGAUACUGACCAAACGGAGCCUGACCCAUGAAUAUUAUUUAGUUCGAUUUAUGUUAAAUUAAAAGAGUGUUUUCAUUUUCUAAUAAUAAAUUGCAAUUUUAACUGUUUUAUACUGUGUUCGAA
Drosophila innubila is the source of this 1204-nucleotide messenger RNA. It is a transcript of the gene Trm7-34, whose product is annotated as putative tRNA (cytidine(32)/guanosine(34)-2'-O)-methyltransferase 2. NCBI's taxonomy places the organism in Eukaryota, Metazoa, Arthropoda, Insecta, Diptera, Drosophilidae. The record is from RefSeq and is a predicted model, not a curated record. The coding region runs from base 147 to 1112 and encodes 321 amino acids. Gene Ontology annotation, cellular component: cytoplasm. Gene Ontology annotation, biological process: tRNA methylation; cytoplasmic translation. The transcript is spliced from 3 exons. Gene Ontology annotation, molecular function: tRNA methyltransferase activity.